GUUACGCAGGUAGGCGUACGCAGUUCCUUUACACAAGGAGGAUGAAAUCACUCCGAGACUAAACGCAUCCUUGCCGGUCACAUGACCAUGUGCCAGUCACAUGAUCAAAGGUUUAGUUCCAAGAUCACACAGAGAGGCUGCAGGGCUGGAGCUGUAGAUGUGACACAUGUCGCGGCUGCCUGUGCCUGAUAUUUGCUAGUCUGAUCCAUGCAGCGAUUUGCAUGCGGGGAGGGGGAAGGGAGAUCAGCUGGAGUGAGCCGACUGGCUGCAAGUAGCAGUGACACCCCCCUGUUUUGCUGCUUAUCGAAUGCUUUUCCCAGCAGUUAGCAGCGUGUAACAUGUUCACUAGAGUCAAAUCUGCCGUGGUCAAUUUCAUGGGAGGCAUCAUGGCUGGCAACUCUGCCUUGGAACAUGCCAACGGCUCUGAUUUGCCUGUCAGGUUUCCAUACACCAGACCUGAUUUCCUUGGUCUGUCGCACGAUGAGAUUGAGUGCUCGGCCGAUCACAUCGCUAGACCCAUCCUCAUCCUAAAGGAGACACAGAGGUUACCAUGGAGCACCGGCUAUGCGGAAGUGAUAAAUGCGGGUAAAAGCACACACAAUGAGGAUCAAGCAAGCUGUGAGGUCGUGUUUGUGAAGAAGAAAUCUGGAGUCCAGUCUACCCCUAACAAAAACUCUUCAAGCAAACGAAGGUCAUCUCAGCCAAAUGCAGAGGGCUUGCAGCUUAAAGACAACCAGGAAGUAGAUGGAAUAACGUUCCAUUACUGGGCACUGUUUGAUGGUCAUGCCGGAGCAGGAGCUGCUGUUGUCGCGUCCAAACUUCUCCAUCACCAUAUAUCUGAGCAAAUUCAUGACAUAAUAGAUAUCCUGAAAAAUUCUGCUGUUUUGCCACCUACCUGCUUGGGUGAAGAACCAGAAAGCACUUCAAGCAACAGUAGGACACUUACUAGAGCAGCUUCCCUGCGUGGGGCAGGAGGUGCUCCAGCAUCACCCAGCACACCGACAACGCGAUUCUUUACGGAGAAAAAGAUUCCACAUGAAUGUCUUGUCAUUGGCGCUCUUGAAAAUGCCUUUAAAGAGAUGGAUCUACGAAUUGAACGAGAAAGAAGCACUUAUAGUAUAUCAGGUGGUUGCACAGCACUUAUUGUGGUAUUCUUGUUGGGAAAAUUAUAUGUAACCAAUGCUGGGGACAGCAGGGCUAUAAUUAUCCGAAAUGGUGAAAUCAUACCAAUGUCUUCAGAAUUUACUCCAGAGUCAGAACGACAGCGCCUCCAAUAUUUGGCCUAUCUACAGCCCCAUCUAUUAGGAAACGAGUUUACACAUUUAGAAUUUCCAAGACGUGUACAGAGAAAAGAGGUGGGAAAAAUGAUGCUGUACAGGGACUUCAACAUGACCGGCUGGGCAUAUAAAACCAUUGAAGAAGAUGAUUUAAAAUUCCCCCUGAUAUACGGAGAGGGCAAAAAGGCUCGUGUUAUGGCUACAAUUGGUGUAACGAGAGGGCUUGGGGACCAUGACUUGAAAGUUCAUGACUCGAAUAUUUAUAUUAAACCUUUCCUAUCCUCAGUCCCGGAGGUGAGAGUCUACGAUCUAGUACAACAUGAACACAGUGCAGAUGAUGUGCUUGUUCUGGCAACUGAUGGCCUUUGGGAUGUGUUGUUUAAUGAAGAGGUAUUAGAAGCUGUUACGAGUUUCCUUGCAAACUGUGACCCUGAUGACCCUCACAGAUACACACUGGCAGCACAGGAUCUGGUAAUGCGGGCGAGAGGUGUGCUCAAAGACCGGGGCUGGAGAAUAUCAAACGACAGGCUGGGCUCAGGAGACGACAUCUCUGUUUACGUCAUCCCUUUGGAACAUGGAAACAGAGUAUUAUGAUGUGAACAUUAAGUGGCUGCAUUCACUAGGGAAAAAGCUGGUUUUAUCGUUUAUAUACUGUUAAUAUGCUGUAAAGGAGAACAUGAAGGAAAUUCAUCACUGGAAGACUGAUGUACAAAAUCCUGUAUUUUACCUUGUGGUUUGGGAACCUCAGAGCUGCUAAUGUUACACAAAUUCUACUACUUUACACUAAAUUUGCCAGUUCAAGCAACGGGUUUUCCUUUUGUUCGAAAAAUAAGUUCUUUACAUGAUGGCUUUUGCUUUAGGAAAAAAGAAACGUAGCACAUUGUAGCCUGUUGUGGUUAAUGCUAUGACAGUUGCACAGUUUGCUCCAUGUCUAGAAACCCGUAACUCCCAAUCAGAUUUGCUGACUGCUGACCGGGUAGUGUAGGUUGCUAAGCAAGGAGCAAACAUUUUACCUAUUCGUACUAUUCACAGAUGGAGCAUCUAUAAUGGGGUGUCCAUUCAGCUGCCUGUAGGCUUUGGUGCUGAUAUUAUCUCACGGCAGUGCAUCAGUGGGGACUUAAUAUAUUCUUAUAACUGCACAAAAGCUAAUGCCAAGGCUGCACAAUCUGUAUUUGUCCAUCUUUUUCUCAAAGCUUCAGCUUUUUGGGGGAGCAAAAUCCAGGUACAUUUUUAAACAUCUAAACAAUGUAUCCAGUCUAUUUAGCUUUUAUUUAUUUAGGUUUACAGUCUGAGAAGCUGUAUCAUUUUUAUAUGUGAAGACAAAUGUUAAAUAGGUGUUCUUCAUUUUCAAUGCACCUCGCUGUGCAAGCGGAACCUCUCUCUGUUUCCAUACACAUUUUGCUUGUUUGUGUGUUUAUUCAUCUAUUAAGACCAUCCCUGUCAUAUUUCCAUUUCUGCCUGCCCAAAGCAUGCAAUUUGAUGAAAUGGUUCUACGCAGAAGAGAUCAAAGUGGAGCCAGUUCAAAAGGCAUAAGAAAGCUGUUAGCAUAGCCUCUUACUCAGUAAAGGCAAAUAUUGCGUUAGCACUGACAGAAUACAUAAUCAGACUGCUUACAGCUUCACAUGAAUCGAGAAGGAAGAACAUUUGCCGUGUUCCCAGUUGAGCAAUAUUUCGAACAUUGGUUUUCAAGUUAUGUUUUGCUCCGUGACAUUGCCGAUAUUGGUUUUGAAAGUGAAUAAAUCUCACAUAGACAGGUAUUAAGGGCUCAUUUACCCGGCACAAAAGCUAUGAGUGAUGAUGGGCACCCAAAGUGCAUAGAUGAGCGAGGCAAAGAGCUAGGCCAGAAAGCU
Xenopus laevis (African clawed frog) is the source of this 3127-nucleotide messenger RNA. RefSeq names its product protein phosphatase, Mg2+/Mn2+ dependent 1H L homeolog (gene ppm1h.L). Gene Ontology annotation, cellular component: mitochondrion. The transcript is spliced from 10 exons. Gene Ontology annotation, molecular function: metal ion binding; protein serine/threonine phosphatase activity; [pyruvate dehydrogenase (acetyl-transferring)]-phosphatase activity. The coding region runs from base 339 to 1871 and encodes 510 amino acids. Lineage: Eukaryota; Metazoa; Chordata; Amphibia; Anura; Pipidae. The record is from RefSeq and is a predicted model, not a curated record.